Cladophialophora yegresii CBS 114405 is the source of this 840-nucleotide messenger RNA. RefSeq lists its product as uncharacterized. The record is from RefSeq and is a predicted model, not a curated record. Lineage: Eukaryota; Fungi; Ascomycota; Eurotiomycetes; Chaetothyriales; Herpotrichiellaceae. Bases 1 to 840 code for a protein of 279 amino acids. The transcript has a single exon.
AUGUCUACACCCACUCUGCAGUUCUCGAACCUCUGUCUACCCGAGGAUAACCCUGAUCAAAGGGUCGAGGAGGAGAUGCGAUUUGACAGGACGACAUUGGAGGAGAGAAAGAUUAUUGUGAGAGACAUCAUUGCAUCGUUCGAGCCUCGAGACCUCCCUUCUGAAUUGUUUUCGGACGAAACGUUACAGAGGAUUACCGCCGAACAGGGUAAUAGACGCAGCAGCGAAUGGACGAUCCACGACGACUUGAAAGCGAGUCUGAUGCAAUGGUGCUGUCACGACCCGGGUGGAUGGACAUUGCUCUGCCGCAUGCAUGGACCUGCUAUUCGAGCUCUGAGUUUCGAGCAGAAGGUGGAAAGGCGCCUCGAAGAACAGUUCGAGACUUAUGAUGCGUUAUAUUCCGCCCCUCCGGGGUCGGUCAAUUUGAUCCGCGGGCGGGUGCUUGAAAUAUGCGAUGGGAUCCGGAUGAUUGUCGAUGAGGUCGAGGCCGACAUCAAUAUCAGAACCGGGAGUCAGUACAACGCCGCGAAAAUCCUGCUCGAUACAUUCAGAAGGGUCUGCGGAAGAUCUACCGACGUCCCCUUUGUCAGACGCAGCGGACGCCGGGAGGGUACAAGUGCCAGUGCAGGCGCAGACACAGUCCCGACCUUAUACCAAGGACUGAUUGGGGGCACCACCCCUUUCAUUCUCGAUGCGCUCGAGACGGUCCAAGAGAAAUGGCCUAGGAGCCUUGGGACGGAGGAGGCGCGAACAUUGAUGCGCGGGAUCAAUGAGCUCCUGGUUGAGAACGGUGCUCCACGCGGCUACCUCAAUCGAUUCCGGGCUUUGAUGCCGGAAUAA